Aspergillus lentulus is the source of this 762-nucleotide messenger RNA. RefSeq lists its product as uncharacterized. Lineage: Eukaryota; Fungi; Ascomycota; Eurotiomycetes; Eurotiales; Aspergillaceae. The record is from RefSeq and is a predicted model, not a curated record.
AUGCCUACAUCUCGCAUAAGAUGGGACGACUGGAAGGACAAGGUGAUGCUAAUGGCAGUGUUCGAGCAAAUGAACAUGACCUCUCCGGACUUCAAACGUCUCUCCAAAGUGAUGUGUGGAGAUUACAGUGCGGACGCUCUGAAAAACCGCUUCAGGGCACUCAACAAAGAGGCUGCAGCUAUCUUGCGUGAUCGCCAGCGCCAUGCCGAAUCACGAGAAAUGACCGACGAGUCCCUUCCCAUGAUGUCGGGAGCUGUGAACAGUCCGGACGAAAACGAUGUCGCCGUUAUCCGAGAAGUUGCCUUACGAAGCGAGCUCACCGCCCCUCUGAGCGAACCCUCCCCUAGUAUGCAAUCGAGGCGCUGUCCGCCACAAACGCAGAGAGCCAUGCCAGAAGUUAUCUCACAGAACUCUCAGCUUUCCAGCGUUGAUCACCACACCCAGAGCAGCGGUGUACAACACCAGCAGCAGUCGAGUUUGAACUACGAGCCAAGUGUGCAUCCUGCACGCCGUCCCCAGUGCUCCCACGAAGCAACCUCCCCGGCUCGCCCGUACAACCACCCUCGCAGCUCUCCUCAAAUAGGGUCAGGCGGACGUGGUUUUCCUCGCGGACAGCAAGAGCGGGGUUGGGAUCAGACUCUCAGGGCCAAGAAUACUGCUGGAAGGCCUUUCAAGCUGCGAAAUAAAAACAACCGUCAGCGCAAUAUUCCCCAGAUGACCCGAGUCGAAAUUAAUCAUGGACCUGUACACACCAAAUUUUAA